AUGGUUUGGAUGCGUAAGACGCCACGACCCACGCCCGCGGCCCGCCGUCCGGCCGCCAUUUUGUCGUUCAUUUUAUCCGACGCCACAGACCGGAGGGCACGACGGCGCUGGCGCUGUGCUUCUGCUUUAUUAGCAAUAGCCGUCAAAAUGGACAAGGACUACGAUCACAAGUUCGAAGAGAUGAAGAAGUAUAUCCCUUUUUUGGACAGUAUGAUUAAAAGACUGGAAAGCACUAGUACUACGUCUAACCCUCGACAAGCGCAACUUAAUAAAAUAAGAUCGCUUAGAGAUCUCCUUAUGGACAAAAAGAAAAGGAUGAAAAUGGAAAAUUUACUUAAAUGUGAACAAGUUUUAAUAAACUUAUAUGCGAAAGUUGAGCAGAGAGAUUCGCUGCCUGAAACUAAAAUUAAUUCUGCGGAUACUAAGCAGAACGAAACUGAUUUAAACUUAGUGAGAAAGAAGCUUCAGACGGCUGUAUCAAAAUUACAUACUGAAAAUGAAGAAACGUUGCCAGAAAUCGCUAGAGCAAGUGCUACUGAAGAGCUUUGCGUGCCAGGCAGUAAAGAACCUGCAUUGUUUCAACGUCGACCUAAUAUGCCUUCUGCAUCAACUUCAACUCAUUUUUCACCUACUAGAAACAAAGAGUCUUCUCAAACGUCAAAAAGAAAUUACACUCGCGUUCUCAUGUCUCCAGAAACUAGCCAGAAACGUUGGUCUAUUGAAGAUGUUCCUCAAGAUAAACCGCUGUUUAGUAGACGAUCUCCAAAAAAAUCUCCCAGGCGACUUUCUCCUACUUAUUAUAAAAAAGAACGUAGAAAAUCCAAAAAUAAAUCAAAAGAUAUCAAGUCAAAAGAUCUAAAUAUUACUCUUAAUGUUCCAGAAGAAAGCUUGAACUCUUUAAAUACCAAAGAUAUUUUAUCAAGAAUAAUAAAUUGUAGUGAUAGCGACGUUGACAUUGCCACGUUACGUGAAUUAAGGACUCAAAUACUAGGUGAGCUUAAGGAAACAGGAGCAAAAGACGAUAUUUCUGAUAUUAUUUUAAAAUCAUACAAGAAAAAGGAUAAAACGGUGAAAAAUGAAGAAAUUGAAGAAGGAGAACUCUCUGAUAGUGAAAGUGAAGCCAUAGAAAGUAUUUAUGGUAGUCUAGUCAUAGUAGAUAAAGACAAGUCAUCUUCUAACUCCUCACAAAAAUUGACAGAUGCCGAUAAACCUCGUAAAAUUCAGAUUUGUCUUGUCAUUAAUUCUGACAAGAUUAAAAGUACAACGCAAGAAAAUGGCACUAUAUUAUCUGUCGACAAGUCUGAUUUCGAAACAUUUAGUAAACAUGAAAAUGAGAGUACAACUGACAAAUUGAUGGACAAUGCUGAAAAACAAAUCAAGCCUAGUUCUGUUGCCAAUAUCAGCCAGCCAGACAGCCAAAACUCUAAAGCAAAUAUAGAAGAGUGUGACAAAGAUGUAAUUACAAUGGAAAAAGAUAUUGAAAGUAACGAAAUAGUCAAAAAAGAUUCACAAAAAGAUUUAUCUGUAAAUGAUGAAUUGCCAGUUCCAAAAGAAACAGAUUUAACUAAAGAAGUUCUUAAACCUAAUUUUUACACGCCAAUAAAUAGAUCAGAAGACGUAAAAGAUAAAAAUGAUCUUCAAAAUGAACAACCGUUAGAUGAUAAAAGUAGUAGUGAAACUUUAAGUGCAAUAAAAGAAAAACAGAGCCCUGUAACUUGUAGUAAUCUCGAUAAAUCAAAUCUAGAUGUAAAUUCUAAAACUGAUAACCUUUUACCAUCUCCCAAAAUAAAUUCUGAAAUACCUCUUUUAGAAACAACAAAAAAAGUUUCCGAAAUUGACAUUUUACAAGCUCUGAAGAAGGAGAUAUUAAGCGAAACGAAUAGCGUGCUACCAACGGAAUCAAUAACUCCACUGCUUCAUCUUCCUAAAGUAACAAAAGUAGUAAACGCGCAUGAAAUAGGAUCAAAAAAAAGAAUAUCAAUUGAAAACUAUAAAGCCAAAACGAGUGGUCCUACAAAGCCAGCUUUAAGUGACGAAAAUGUCUUUAGCCUUGGCAAAGAUGAUGUGUCCAAAAAACAAAGCUUAAAAUUAACGGAGAAAGAAUGUGAACGUUUUAAUUUUUUAACAAAAAUGAAAUUGGACACAACAUCUGACGACGAAGAUAAAUCUAACAUAUCACUAGAAGAUAUUUAUAACAAUUUAGCCCCAAAAUCCCCUGAUCAUGAAGAUUUUGCCGAUACUGGAAUUAAACCGCCCGUGAUCAUUCCAAGUGAUCCAAUUGAAACGGCAAAUAUUAAUAAUAGUACGGAAGCUGAUAUUGACAUGAGAAAAAUUCUACCAAUAUUACAAGUACACGAUUCGAAAAAUAGCAUUCCAGUGUCACCAUCACAUUGUAAAGAAAAUAUGCUUAAACAUUUAGUUUCAGAUAAAGAUGUCAAUAAAAAUGAUAAUAUUUUAAUAGAUCCAAGAGUAAAUAGGGAAAAUAAUUCUGUCGUUCCACCAGAAAGCCCUAAUCGAUACUUAAUAAAUUCUAACAUUAGACCAAGUACUGCAGUAAACUUUGGCAAUCCUACUUUUAACUUGAAUAAUUUUCAUAACACAAACUCUAAUUCUCCUGCUACAUCCAAUUCUAAUAAUACUCUGGUUAUGGGCACAAUGGUAUCGGGUAAUUUAAUCACUGGUAUAACAGAAAAUAUAUGUAAUGUCGCAGCGAACAUGACGCCAAAUAGAACAUUAAAUAUUGGUUGCAAUAUGACACCAAAUACACGAACUUUUGAAAUGACGCCAAUGCGCCAAUCAUUUGACAAUGAUGACUCGUUAAUGACGAAACAUGUAUAUGCACCAUUAUUUCAAGUUUCAGACCCCCGAGACACUAUCGAAAAUCAGUGUCAGCAAUGGGAUAAUUCCGAUAAAAGGCAACUUUCUUGGGAGGAAAGAGAUAUGAGAGGUAAUUCCGUUCAGAGGGAUGUAGAUUACAGGAAUCCUCGGAAUAAUUCUGUGCAAAGAGAUAUAAAAAUGUUUGAACAGUACCCAAGAAAUGAUAGAUUUAUGUAUGACAAUAGAGAUUUCGGAAAUAGGCUAGAUUGCCCUUCAACUCCAAAUACAGAAUUUAGUAGAAUGGAUUGCGCAAAUACAUUGAAUCCUCCUCCCACCUUUGGUAGGAUAGACUGUCCAUCUACACCAAGUCCUUCUUUUGGUAGAAUGGAUACUCCAAUGACUCCACUUCCUUCAUUCGGGAGGUCAGAGUGUCCAUCAACCCCAAGUCAUCCUUUUGGUAGACCUGAACCAUUUUCUACUUCUUAUAUGAGGCUUGAUUUUAACCAGAGCUUUGACAAAUCUCACGAUCCAAGAUUAAAUAGAAAUUCUGAUUACGAUAAUUAUCAUCAUUACGAUGAUAAUAGGGACCGUGGUUAUUAUCAAGAACGAAUAUAUAAUUCAGGUUCUUAUAAGGCGGACAACCAGCUUAACGAUUCCGAACAUUAUAGAAGAUAUCAAAGAGAACAAAGUAUAGGGAGAAAUGAAAGAAACAAAUCUUACGAACAACGCGGCCGUAAUUAUAGAGAGCCUCGUCGCGAUUCCAGUGUUGGUGAAACUUAUGAUAGAGAUUAUGAAUCAGACCGAUACAAUUCUAGACAUCGUGGCUCUGGUGGAAGAAAUUACGACUAUCGACAUCAAAAUCCAUACAAAAAAUAUGACGACUCGGAGCGGCGUAGUUUUCAACGUGAAAAAAGUGUUGGGAGGUCAGUGGGUUCUCGUGAGAGAUUUUCACGAUCGUUUACUCGAGAUCAUAGUGUAGGCCGUUCAUUUUCUAAACAAAAUAAAACUUCUGUACAGAAUUCAUUUACAAUUGAUACAAGUGUUAAUCGGACCUUUCAAUCGAAAAGUAAUAAUAAAAAUGAAUGUUCGAGUUUUGAUGCACGAAGGCAGCGAGCUGCAAGUGUAGGAAGGACUUCAAUUGGUGAUUCGACUUUAAAUAGAGAAUUUAAUGAAAUCAGAAACAUGGCUUAUGACAGAGGAAAUGAUACAAAAAGAAUAAAAUAUAAACGAGCAUGCAGCGUGGGAAGAGAAAUUAUUAAAGAUAAUAAACUUGACUUCAAAGAUAUCAAAGCAGACUUAAAAUCAUUUAAAUUUAAAGACAAUAUUAAUAUUGUUAAAGGUAAAGACCAAUACAAAAAAGAUGGCUAUCAUAAAGUAACUGAUUCGAAGAAGGUUAGUGACAAUCGCCGCCGGAAAGUAAUUCAUGAUACCCUAAACAAAUCUUCAUCUAGUAAUACAAUAUAUUCACCCAGGAAAAAUAAUAGAGAUCCAAGAGUAAGACGUGAAAAUUAUUAUGAGAAUAAAGACAAACAUAAUGAGAAAUAUCGAAGUAAUUCACAAGAAACGCAACGUUACGGUAUAGUAUACUCAAAUGAUAACAUUUCUAAGGGAAAUAUACUCGGUCCUGGAUAUGGCGUCAAAAAUUAUAAAAUACCAAAAAUAAAAAGACCACUAGAAGUGAAGGGUAUAAAUGAAAAUGAUAAUAAAAUAAAUAUUGAAGAUGCAGCUGAUAAACCUUUAAAAAAGAGUGUAGGUCAAACAAAUUUGGAGAAAAAGAAUAUUAACCAAAAUGUAAGAAAUAGACAAAUGGAUACAAUAUCAGCAAAAAAACAUAUUGGAGAUAAUGAAAGUAAAUCAAUUAAAACUGACGGCAAAACUGUGCUCAAUGAACAAUCUGAAUCUAAUGAAAAAAAUAAAAUAGAAAAAAUGAUAUCGAAAAAUGUUCAAAUGGCUAAAAGUAACAAAACAGACGCGCCAGAAGUUGAUACAUAUAUUGAUAAACAUGAAGAUAAAUCAGGAGAUGAUAAAGUAAAUAAUUUACCUGAAGUUUCCUUAGAAAAUGUCGAGAAGCGAAUUACAAGAUCAGUUAGUAAAAAUAUUACCGGAAAAUAUGUGGAAAAAAUAGAUACUUCACCCGUUAAACGUACGAAAAGAAUAAGCAAACUAGUUAUUUAUGAUUCGGAUUCGGACAGCGAACAAAAUCAAGAAGAUAAUAUUAAAAAUAUGGAUAACUUGAAUAUAGAAGAGAAUAUUGUACAUCGGCAGCGUGAUUUGCAAAAUUUUACUACAAUUAGUGAUGAAAAUAAUUUGGAUAGCCAAGUAAGUCACGAUGAUGAAGUAGCCUGCAAUAAACGAGAUUCAGAAAAAACUGAAGAGAAACAAAUGCAGGAUACUUUAGAUUCUAAUUUUGAAAUUGAUGAGCUGGAAAUAUUUUCUGAUAAUGUAGUAUCGGAUCCAGUUAUAGAUAAUAUAAAUGAUUUGAUAGCAGACUUGGAUCAUGAUUUAGAUUCCUCUAAAAAUGCGAAUGCGAGUAGUAAUUUUACUAAAGAGCUAAGUCUUGAAACCAUGAUGGAAAAUAUAACAUGUUCUGAAAAUACUGAAAACAAGGAAAGUGAUUUGACAAAUGUGGUUGACAGUCUUGAGUUUGAAGUGAAUGCAUGUAAGUCCAAUCAAAGUAGCAAUAUGACAGUAAUAUCGGAAGUUAAAGAUCAUAUAAAUGCUGUACUAGAACAAACUACAAAUGAAUCAUCUUUGGAAGUAGGUAAUAAAGAUAAAUUAGAAUAUGACGUAAAUAAAACUAAAUAUGCGAAUUUUGAGAACAAUGAAAUUAACAGAGAAGUCUUAGAUAAUCAAGUUUGUGAAAACGCACCUAAAGAAUUUGAUAUGAUAAAGACUAAUGUAAUAGAAGAUAUGCGAAGUAAUGAAGCUAUUGUAUCUACUUCAGUUAAUGACGAUGAACAAAAGAAUAGAACAAAUGUUGAGGAUCAAGUUGAACACAAAAUAACUCUCACUGAAUCUAUACCUGACAGUACAAUAACUUGUAACGAGAUAAGUGAGAAUGUAAAUACUCAAAAAAGCUUACCUGAUAGUACCAAUGAAACAAAAUGUGAAAUGAAUUCUGACAUAUCAUCCACUCACAAUACUACCGGAACAAAGAGUCAGAACACAGAUCUUUUGGAACCAAGUUCAUCUCAAACACCAGCAGCUCAGGUGGAAGCUAUUGGAAAGUUACUAUCAAUAUUACAAGAUAUUAAGAUAAAAGAGCUUAUUGGAUUUUUGGGUGAUCAAUCUACUGAAAAUGAAAAAAUAAAAAAGAAACUUGAAAAACUUCGUGAAAUUGUAUCUGAAGAUGAGGAUACAAGUAAGAAUGAAAAGGCAGAAAACGACGAUAGUAUUUUAAAUGAAGUUAAAGAUUUACAAAACAUUUGUAAUGAAUCUGAUGUACAAUGUGAUGAAAAAGAAAAAUUCAGCACGAAUUUUCAUAAAGGUGAUGAAAGUAAUAGUAACAUAGAUACAAAAAAAGAGGAUGUGGAAGAGUCUGAAAAAAAAUCGAUAAAUUAUCCUAUCAAUGAGGAAACUGUAGCAAACACAACUAGACAAAUUGAAGUGGUUGAAGACAAUAAUGAUAAUAUAAGUGAAAAUAAAAAAAAAGAGAUAAUGCAGGCAAUCAAUGAGGACAGUGAAAAUAACGAAGACAUAUUUGCAGAAGCUUUGAAAGAAAAUUUGAAAACAGCUAGAAAAGGCGGCAAGGCAAACGUUACAAAAAAGGGAAAAAUGAAAUUAACUAACAAAAUCAUGCCUAUAGAAGGCAAAAGACUUACACGUUCCGAUGCGGCAAAUUUGCAAACGGAGAAACCUCGAACAAAAAAAAUAUCUAGGGAAUUACAAAAAUUGCAAGCUGACAUAAAAGAAAUGUUUAUAAGAGACGAUGUUUUAAGUGUAACUGGUAUAAGAAUGUGCCGUUUAGCAAAACUAGUUGAUGAUAAAACAAAUCAAAAAGAGGAACAAUCUCAAACUGAAUGUAGUCAAUCGAUUAACCAAGAACCCGUUGUAUUACUAAAAAAGUUCAAUGAUUUCAAUAAUUCUGAAGAAUUAGAAUCUACUGAUAUAUCAAUAAAAAAACGUUCAGUAAAGUGUAAAAAAACGGAUGAAGGUAACAGGAGCCCAGUAGCAACAGAAGUUAUAACAAAGCGAAAAUCUGAUAUUGUUGUAAAGCCAGGGCCAAAAUCUAAGACAAAAUUAAUGCAAAGCUCUGAUAAUAGUGACCCGUAUAUGUUUGAAACCGAUUCUAUUACUGAAGCAUCUAAAGUAAGUGGAGUUAAAAAUGAUGACACGAGCUCUGACUCUGAAAGUGAAUCUCUUAGUUCCUUAAAAAGUUUUGGUAGCGUUGAAUUAUUUGCUGAAGUUAAGAAAAAAGUUAAACGUAAAAGAGCGUCUAGAGGGUGGAAAGCUGGAAUAAUUAAAAGAAAGAAUAAAAAAAAGAAAACGGAACGUAAGCAAGUGAAGACGCAAAACAUAGUAAAUGAUGAAUCAGCGGAAAUUCAAAGUAGUCCUGAAACUCCGGCGUCAAAUUGUUUUAUAGACAAGACUUAUUGUUUCCGUAAAAAUCUAACUAAUUACAACUGUCGCAUGUGUUCUUAUAGUGGAAUGGAAAUAGUUCAACAUUAUAAAAAACAACACCCUCAUUAUGAAAUCCCACUGUCAAGAAUGAGUCCAGCCAUGGCAAAAGAAGCCAUAAAGGAGUCUGUGAAAUUAAACUUUCAAGUAAUCAGCAAAGUUUCAUCUAAAAAAUAUGUUUGUAGGUUUUGUUUUGAAGAAUUUGGCAAUAAAAAGCCAGUUUUAGAAGCAUUCUUUUGGCACAUUGUGAGCAUGCAUACUGGUGAAUAUAAACAACUUUGUUCAGAAUGCUUAAAUGUUACUCGUUGUCCAUUUAAUUUAGAUAUUCCACCGCCUCCAAAAGAAGCCAAAGGUCAACUAAUAGGUUAUAUAUGUGAAAAAUGUAACUAUACUCAAAUAUCACUAGAAAAUCUUAAAACUCAUGUUAUAACGCGCCACAACGAUGAACAAACUGCAGUUUACACAAUUAAUUUAGCGGUUAUGUCAAAAGCUAUUGUCAAUAAUCUUUUAGAAAACUCUGCCCAACGAGAUACCGAAAUCAAUAUUGCUGAAGUUGGUGCACCACGUAUGCUUAGAAGUUCUCGUUCAAAUCUAAGUUUCGCAGAGAGUAGUGACGUUAAAAGCGAUACUACUGAAGGCAGCAGUCGAAAGAAAUUAAAAGAAGAAAUUGAAAAGCCUACAAAAAUGCAUACUAAAAUUACGUUUGAGAACGACAACACUGAUGAAAUAUCGAACUUUGAUGGUAAUGACAUUUGUACGAUUAAAACAGAACCUGAGUUGAAUGAACAUCAAGAUACUUCGCUUCGUAAUGAUGACGAAGAAAAAUGUACUAGUGACGAAAUUACUUCUAACAUAAAUGUAAAUGAAGAAGCUAUCACAAAUGCAAAUGAUAUUUUGGAUUACCCUCAUUUCAAGAUAAAAUAUACAGAGACGGGGACUAAAGAGUACGUAUGUUGUAUAAAUGGGAAUUAUCAUUAUAAAACAGUGCUAUUAAUUUCGUUAAAGAAACAUGUACAAACGAAACAUUCAGAAGUAUGGGAUGGAUAUUGUUAUAUUUGUAAGGUAAUAGUUACGCCUCAAGGGCCUUAUUAUUUUAAAGAUUGCCUACAGCAUAUGUUAGAUAAACAUAAUAAUUUCCCUAUUAUAGAAGAAGCAAAAACAAAUUCUGAACAAAAAUUAUCAGAGAUGGAGACCAAUACUUCUGAGAAAACCUCUAAUGACAGUACUCCAAUAGUAAAGUCAUAUAUAAAUGUGCGCCCACUGUCAGAUCUCAUUACAAAACCACCAGCUCCUCAGCCCCCUAUAGAAAAUCCGUCCCUCAUUUUACCGAUCAUUGAAAGCGUAAUAAGCCUUGGUGCUGCAGUUGAACAAUCACGCCCUAGUCCAACUUAUCCAGUAACAGAAGAAAUGAAAUUAAAAAAAAAAUACAAAUACGAGGAAGCUCAAGCAGAAAUAAUGUUAAGAAAACAUCGUGUUGUUUUAGAAGCGAUGAUGUCUCAUAAUAAAUUAGUUCAAGUGUUCAAAUGCGCUGGUCGAUAUUGUUCAUUUACAACAGAUAGUGCUGAAGAUGCUUUACUCCACGCGUCAACACAUACGCGGGUUGGCGGCGAAGAUUCCUUGAAAUGCGUUUACUGUGAUUAUGACUCUUCAAAUAAUGCAAUAGAUUUGAUAACUCAUGUAUUUAAGAACCACGGAUGCUGUCAAUUCGUGUGCAGCGUAUGUUUUUAUCGCGCCGCAGCAAGUCAAUUAGUAGAUGCUCAUAUUAAAAGGGUCCAUGAAGCAUCUGCUAAUAAAUCCAUUUUACACACUUCAAUUCAAACAGCACUAAUUAAAGAAGAUGAUAUUUUAUCUCGAGAAGCUGCCGUUCAUUAUUAUAUUUGUCAGGUCGGACGGGGUACAGAUGCUGCAUGUAAAUUUAAAACUUACACUCCUGGAAAGUUCUCGGAACACAUGAACAUGCGACAUAGCACUGAUAAAGAGUUUCCGUGUAGUAUGUGUCCAGUAAUACUGUCUACGCCAACAGAUUUAGUAAGUCACACAAAAAGUCACGGCUUAAAGUUGUACCAAUGUGCGUGGUGUGUAUACGGUUCGGAUAAUGAAUCGGGAUUAUUGGCUCACUCGUCCUCAAAUCACCCUGAUAAAUUGCCUAAAGCGUAUUUAAGAAUAAUUACAAAUAAGGAAGGGACUAAAGAAUUUAGAGUUUUGCCUCUAGCACAUUUAAAUAAAACUGAAAUUGCUUCUAUUUCUAUUGCAUCCGGUAAUUUUAAAGAAAACCCAGUUAGAGAAGCCGAAAGGUCGAUAGAAUUACAAAAAUUAAUCGCCCAGACAACAUUUGUGAUCGGAUCAUCAGCUGUUACUAGUAGUGACGAUGGACAAAAUACUGAAUCGCACACAAAUUUACAAGAACCUUUAAAACCUUUACAAGACAGCAGCAUUGAAAUGUCUUCGCAAUUACCUAUAAGUAGCAAAACUCCUCCACAUCAAAUCGAAGAAAUCAAUGCACUCGAAAAUCGACUAACACCUGUUAUUAAGGCGGAAAAGGAUGAAACAUCUACUAAGGUUUCCCAAAUUCUUCCUGACAUUGUGUGUUUAGAUAGUGACGAAGAAGAUACUCAAAAUGUAAUCGAUUUAUCCGAAGACGGUUCCAAUGCUCCUACCGCUACCAGCUCUUUAGUAGAAUAUUUAACACAAAAGACAGUUCCACAUACAAAAUUAUUUUUGUGUGCUAGGUGUCACGUAACAUCGAAAUAUUGCUCCACUUUUAAAAAGCAUAUAAAUUCUUGCUUCAGUAAAGUCUCCGAUCCUAUCAGUUGCGCCCAUUGUCCGUUGAAGUUUAAUAAGAAGGAUAUAGUUAGCCACUAUACCACUGUUCACUCGCAAAGCAACAAAGUUGCUUGUGUCAAGUGUCCCCGCAAAUUUAGUACACUAGCUUUCCUUAGGGAACAUGAAAAGACUGAACACAAUUCUACUUUGAACUCAGCUUCGAAUGUAGAAAGUUAUGUUAAGAAAAAUACAACGGGUCCUACACGACGAAAACGAUCUCUAGGCAGCAAAGAAAAAUACUCUGAACCUCAAGAAAAAAUCAAAAGAUUCGGACCACAUGACGUGCAUUUACUACCAAUUAACCCUAUUCUAGAUGAUUCUGUAUUCUGUUCUCUGUGUGAAUUCAGCACUAAAGUGAGACAUAAUCUGGUCAGACAUUUGCAAUUGCAUGCACAACAGCAACCUGUGCCACAAACUGCUCCUGUCAAUCCAGUGCCCCACUUGGAAACAAACGAAAAACAUUUUGACAAAAUGCUUAAUUUAGCUUCAAGUUCCAUCACGACUAGAAUGGAUAAGAACAAAUCGGAUAACAGUGUCGCUUCUUUAAUUAUACCACCAGAGGCAGCGUCACGUUAUCCAAAAUAUAUACCAGAAAAACAUCGUCUCACUUGCGGUGCUAAAGGUUGUUCGUACAUAUCCGUUGAUGAGUCGAUGCUUAAAUGCCAUUGGGAGACCUUACAUACUGGUACGAGUGUAUUCCAUUGCGUACAUUGCCCACCUUACCAGCAUUUAGACACUUCGAAGCCUUUAACGGCUUCUAGAGUUAUCGCUCAUCUUAAAAUGCACGAUACUAAUUUAUACGCUUGUUCGUUGUGUUCCUACUAUCAUUAUAAACGGCAAAUAUUAGAACAUCACUUGAAUGAUGUGCAUAAAGGUGGCCAAGUAUUGGUUGUUAGAGAAGAAGGGAUUGCAAUGCCAACGAGCCCAGCGCAGCCUCAAAUAGCUGCUCCUACAAUGGAUUUGAAGGCAUGGCAUUGUGGUCUUUGUAAAUUUAAGAGUUUAUUAAGAUCGAAUGCUGUCGAUCAUUGUGCCAAAAUACAUAAUUCUAAAAUGCAAUAUAAAUGCGCGUAUUGUGCCUUUAGGACAUCAAAUUCAGAGAAUGUUCUAAAACAUCAAUCGAAAUCACAUACUGGGAGGCCAGAAGAGAUCUUCUAUUACUAUUAUCAAGAGGGCACCGUACCUGAUGACCCAGACGGUACCCCGCUAUGGCAAAAACAAAGCCAAAAGUUUGUAAAUAUAGAAUCUAAGAUUAAAUCUGAGGUUCCUAGUGAGAACUUACCGUCUCCGAGUGUGAGUCGAGCAGCUACUCCUCCGCAAGCCUCAGUAAACCCAGAUAUUGAUCUUAAUCUAGUGAAAAAAGAAGUGGUAGAACCUUCUGAAGAGACAAUAGAAGAUUUGUGCAAGGAAUUUGGUGAAUUUUGUGAACCAAACGGUCUAAAAUACAAGUGUUCUUUGUGUAAGCUUGUCAUAGAAGACACUUUGGACGCUAUGCAAUCUCAUCUCUAUGAAGAGCUUAAGUAUAGAAAAUGGGGUUGCAGUAUUUGUACAUAUAAAGCAUUCCAUAAAACUGGUUUAAAAGAGCAUAUGGAAAUUGAGCACAGACAAAACAGAGACCCAGUUGCCUUGCAAGUAGAUACCAGAGUUGAAACCUGGGUCGCAAAACUUUUAGAACAUCAAACUGCGUUAAUCCAACAAAAUAUAGCGAAUCUCGCAAAACAAAAGGAAGAAAUCUUCAGACCAGUUCCAGGAACUGUGACAAAAGCUCCAAGUGCGGCAGAGAUAACAGUGUCUAGUAGUGCAACAAAAAAAUUGAAUAUGAUGGAGUUGCAAAAGACAUUCGGAGCUUUCGGGGAGGCUGUCAAUAUGUCUUUUUGUUGUCCGAAGUGUAAUGCUCUAUUUAAAGAAGAGGAUGCUAUGCAAAAUCAUUUGGAAAGUGAAUUAAACAAAAUAAGGUGGUUUUGCAGUCAUUGUUGUGUGACAUUCCAAACUUACCACGAAGCACAGUUCCAUUGUAGAACUACUCACAGUGAGUUCUCCCGACCCGUUGAAGUCAUCAGAGAUCACUCGGUGCGUUUCACCUGGAUUGAAGGAGUUCUACGUGCACAGAAACUUAGUAUGAAUCAAGUGCCGGUACAGAGAACAGAUACGGAAACUGAACGCCCAGAAAACUUCGAAACCGAAAAUGCACUGCUCAUGGUACGAUACGAAGAAAAAGUGCCAACGCCAGAGGAACAAAUGGCUUUAAGGACGUCAGUGGCUAAUCAUGACAGUGACGACGAAACGUUAGUAAUCGACGAACCUAAGGAAACCCGGAAAAAGACGAGGGGUUGCCCUUAUUGCGAUUACCAUGUAAUGAACUAUAACUAUAAUAGAUUACACAUUCAUAUUUUACGCCACUAUGGCCUUAAACCAUACACUUGCACCUACUGUAAUAUAAACACAGCAAAAAAAGCUUUUUUUCAACACCAUAAAGAGAAACACGCCUCUCUUCCUCUAGUACAAAAGAUAACAGAAAUUCCUAGUGAGAGUCCUUUAGAGUAUCUUGAAAAAAUAUCAAGUAACAUACUUAUUUGUUACGUGUGCCGCAAAUCAUUCACGGAAAAUGAGUCGAAAGAACACACUCAUAAUAACGAAGUUCCAUUAUUCGGAAAAAAGAAUGAUAUUGUGAUUAAAUGUUCUCAAUGUGCCACAAAUUUUUAUAACAGUGUAAAUUCUUAUCAAGAACACCAUAAGAUAGCCCACCCGAAUGUGCCAGCAAACUACGUUUUAACCAAAUUAGGUAGCAAAGAUGUAAGAGAAGUAGUGUACACUUGCGGAGAUUGUAACCAAAAGUUUUCUUCUUUAAGAGAUAUUAAGUUGCACGUGAUCACUUAUCAUUCUUCGAACUCCGUUUCCACGACAUUGCAAAAAGUACAUCUACAAGACAGCAACAUCCAGGAUGAUGAAAGUCUCAAAAGAAAGGCGGAUGACGUCACUAUCUUACCACCGACCAAAAGAGUAGCAAGAAAAUCAACAACCAAAUUGCCAUAUUCCAAACUUUGUGCUAGAAAAUCUACUACAAAAUUGCCGUUUGAUAUUCCUAGCGAAUCUGAGGAGUUUUCAUACUAUGGUACCAAGCCUUCUUCAGAUGGACUUGAAAAUGUUACAGCCAUGAUGUCCUUCUGCAACACAAUGAUGCCGUUCACCUUGAAGAAAUUAAGCGAAAUUAUAAACAUUAACCCCAUAGUGCUAGUGACAAAAACUACGAAAAAG
Molecule: messenger RNA, 13509 nt
Organism: Brenthis ino (lesser marbled fritillary)
Lineage: Eukaryota; Metazoa; Arthropoda; Insecta; Lepidoptera; Nymphalidae
Source: the annotation of a GenBank genome assembly